AUGAUGCAGAGUGGAAGUGGCGGCGGCGGCGGUGGCGUCAGCGCUGGUGGUACGAUGCCUGAUAUGUUCAGUGGUAGCAGUGGCGGCGGCGGCUACGAGCAGCAGCAGCAGCAGCACGCGCCUCCGCCGGGCUCCCGACUGGCGCAGUAUCUGCAU
This is a messenger RNA of Gongylonema pulchrum, 156 nucleotides long. Lineage: Eukaryota; Metazoa; Nematoda; Chromadorea; Rhabditida; Gongylonematidae. The record is from the annotation of a GenBank genome assembly.